Messenger RNA from Centruroides sculpturatus (bark scorpion), 2623 nucleotides. Its product is annotated as T-box transcription factor TBX20-like. Gene Ontology annotation, biological process: regulation of transcription by RNA polymerase II; heart development; cell fate specification. The coding region runs from base 744 to 2363 and encodes 539 amino acids. The transcript is spliced from 8 exons. Gene Ontology annotation, cellular component: nucleus. The record is from RefSeq and is a predicted model, not a curated record. Lineage: Eukaryota; Metazoa; Arthropoda; Arachnida; Scorpiones; Buthidae. Gene Ontology annotation, molecular function: RNA polymerase II cis-regulatory region sequence-specific DNA binding; DNA-binding transcription factor activity, RNA polymerase II-specific.
ACAUAAAUGCUCUUCUUGUUGCAGCAUGACUGUUCGCAGUUGGACAUAGUUUGUGUUGUUCGACUGGCACGAUACCCCCCUCUUGUUAAGGCGACAUCGGCUUUUAAUCGACUUGCUCCAGAAGCCGGAAGAAGACGAAAGAUGGAAGACGUCAUCAUCGUCUGAUUUUUUUAAUAUUUUUUUAUUAUUUUUAAUUUUUAAACUGUAAUCGAAACCGGCAGAACCGAUGGAUCUCCUCCCAUUACAUAAACCUCAGCAGAAUGCAUGACAAAUUUGUCAGCACCGUCAAUCGAAAGAUGUCAGUCAAAGAGAGCGACUGUCUGUCUCUCCAACGCCCCAACGUAACCCUAAUAUCAGCGCAUUAGAGCAGCAUAGAGGGAAGAAAAUUAGCUGUUGUGCACCUCCCAACAUUUAGCAACCCACCCACUCCGGAAAGUUGUAGAGGCAUUACUCCGCCCAUCGCGGACCAACACCGACCUGUAACAAGCGCCACCUAUCCGUGGGUCUUGCACUAGUGCUGCCGGUGUUGAAACGUCACCAUUACGGCAGAUGUUGUCGCCGGUAGCGUCAUGGAACACGGUCUCCCUUGAAGAACCCCGUAAAACUGAGCAUCGACGCCUCGGGAUACUGAGCCCGUUCUCGGACUAUGUAAACAGCAAAUAAAGCUCUCUAUAAGACAUUCGAACACGUGUAAAACGGGACAAUCUUUUCGUAAAAAAGUAGUAACGUCCGGUACGUGCCCCAUGUUAAUCUGCGACGAAGGCAUCGGGAUGCAAGAGUCGCAGCCAAUAGGUGCUGUGACCAAGUCGACCAUAGGCCAUCGGGCCACGGACUUCUCCAUAGCGGCCAUCAUGUCUCGAACGGGACCUCUAAAUCGCAAAGACAAGCUACAAGAAAAAUCAAUGGAGCAACCUCUAGAAAAUAUAUCAAUAUUAACAGACACAGAUUCCACUAACGCAAUAACGACACCGUUCUACAGGCACACUUCACCUUCAUCACCCACAGACUCCGAUCCUCCGGUAUCUCCAGCCAUUUCUCCCCACCAGAACGCAUCAUCUGCGAGUAUGAGGUCUAAUUCUCCUCCUAUCACGGACGAAGCGGCAGACAGCACCACGGUUGAAGACAACGAUCUAUCUCCUGCCCCUUCAUCCUCAUCCGGCAAGAACCAGACCAACAACCCUUACGCCGCUGCACUUAAACCACAAUGUAACUGCGAGGAGCUCACCAAAGUCGAAUGUCAUCUAGAAAAUAAAGAACUUUGGGACAAAUUUCAUGAAUUGGGCACCGAAAUGAUCAUCACCAAAUCAGGGAGGAGGAUGUUUCCUACCCUGAGGGUCUCCUUCACCGGAUUGAACAGUGAAGCCAAGUACGCUGUAUUACUGGACAUUGUCCCCGUGGACAACAAGAGGUAUCGCUAUGCUUAUCACAGAUCUUCGUGGCUUGUGGCUGGCAAAGCGGAUCCACCUUCUCCACCUCGUCUCUACGUCCAUCCCGAUUCACCUUUCACAGGGGACCAGCUAAAGAAGCAAGUGGUGUCUUUCGAAAAAGUAAAGCUCACUAAUAACGAAAUGGAUAAACAGGGGCAUCAGAUCGUACUCAACUCCAUGCACAGGUACCAACCUAGAAUACACAUAGUGAAGAGGAAAUGUCAUAGUCAAAAUUCGGUCAUAACCGAUUUGGAAUCUGAAGAAUAUCGCACUUUUAUCUUCUCUGAAGCUGUUUUUACUGCUGUGACAGCCUACCAGAACCAAUUGAUAACAAAACUGAAGAUAGACAGCAACCCUUUUGCCAAAGGUUUUAGGGACUCAUCACGUCUGACAGAACUCGAAAGAGAAUCGAUGGAGACUUUGAUCACCGAGCACAAUUAUUUGUAUUCUCCACUUCGAGCAUUCCUGGAUCCCGAACGAGACGACAUAAACAGCGCCCUGCUGAGAGAGAAAGCCGAACUGCUUGGUAUUCCAAGGCCACCCUUUCUAUGGCGGACAUCUGCAGGCAUCCCGUCGUCUUUCGGCCCCAACGAUGCUUAUUCAGCGCUACUAUCUUCGCAGCACAAUCUCUAUCAGAUGAAUUCAGCCAGAAGUAAUCCACCACCUCUGACUUUAGCACCUCAGAUGUGGCAACAAUGGGCAGCCGCCGCAUCACCAGCAGCACUAGCAGGACUGGGUCAAUACGGAAUGUUAAACAUUUCUUCCUCAUCUUGUCAACCCACUCACGUUUGUAGAACAUCCGAAAGUACCCAGAAUCUAGGACUGCAUAGAUAUAUGCCGUAUUUUUAUUCGACUAAGAAAGAAGGCACCUCACCACAGACUAAUGGCAUUGAUAUAGGAGGGUCAUCAGAAUUAACUCCCAGCACUUUGAGGUGAAGAUAAUUCUAUGUUAGAACUCUGUAAGCACUGUCUUUCAUUGUUCAAAGACCGUAGCUCAAUUGUAUAGUUAUUCAACAAAACAAUAAUAGAACAGGGUGGUGUACAGACCGUAGUGCAAAUAAUUUAUGGAGUUUGAUGUCUAAAUUCUUUCCGAAAAGAACUUGAAAUUUGAGUAGCUAAGAGAGGGGAAAAUGCUCAAAGAAAGCCAAAAAUAUUUGUGACUCUCUCAUAAUAUAAUGAAAAGAAAAGAAAAGAAA